This is a messenger RNA of Scaptodrosophila lebanonensis, 3814 nucleotides long. Its product is annotated as serine protease 42. Gene Ontology annotation, biological process: proteolysis. The record is from RefSeq and is a predicted model, not a curated record. Lineage: Eukaryota; Metazoa; Arthropoda; Insecta; Diptera; Drosophilidae. The coding region runs from base 1902 to 3518 and encodes 538 amino acids. Gene Ontology annotation, molecular function: serine-type endopeptidase activity. The transcript is spliced from 6 exons.
AUGCUUUUACUGACUACCAUAUGGCUGAUAGUAUAUUUUAGAAGUGUAUUUGUAUUGGAUAUAAGUAUAUGUCAGCAUUAUCCAAUGUCUUGAGGUGGCCAAGUCAGUUACUGGCUGCUUGAAAAAUUAUGUUUGAAUCGAUUUUAUUUCAAUGUGAUCAUAAACUUUCUAGAAGAGCACAUUUGCUGUUACAAAACUUUCGAGCACAUGUAUUGAGAAUUGCUGUUGCUUCAAAGAGAUUAUUAUGCCGUUUACGAUAAGGGAUUAUAUUAAAUGGAAUGAUGAUCGGGUGUUUUUAGUUCUCUGCAUAUAGCGAGAGUAAAAAAACACACCAGGGUAAAGAAGGGCUUAAAAUAAGUCAAUGGUAAUCGUGAUGUGGAAUCAGAACUUAUGGAUGCUAUAUCUAUUUCUGACACUUUCCCCAAGUGUUUUGUUACGAGCGGCAAGGCAAUGACUGGAUUGGUAUAAUAAGGCCACAUAGAAAUGGCCUCAAGAGCAUGAACUGGAGAGUGCGUUUUCUGGUACACGGCCUGGGCAAGGUAACCAGAAUGUUCAAUAUUGUGAGAGUUGCGAGCGAGCUGAACCCUUAUCCAGACAACGAAACGGCGAUGCAACGGAUGCUCCAAGAUGGACGUGCCGAGAGUGCCUUUUCGCAACUACGGAGAAGAACUGCCUAAAUUAACGUUUGGAAUGCUCAAUGGAGAAGAGCUUUGCCACAGUCCGGGCUACGAUCCGCCUUCGACUGUGAUGUCGAGGUAUCUGAAUAUAUCGGUCUCAACCUACAAGGAUAAAACAGAACUGAGACCUAGCAGUGGUGAAUUUGCCAGUGGAGGGGGACGCGAAUCAAAGAGUGGUGCUGCCAGUGGAUCACACAACAUAACCGUUAAUAAAAUAACGCAAGAUAGCCCAGCAUCCCAUCAAUGUGGAGUAGAAGGCUUUGUUGGCCUGCAGGUGGAUGGCGAAGCUAUACCGCAUGGUCGAUUUCCUUGGAUGGCAGCCCUCUACCAUGAUGAUGACCCCGAUCCGAAAAAGGUCAGCCUGAACUACAAAUGUGUGGCUACGCUCAUUUCUGGUCGCACAGCUGCCCAUUGUCUGGGAAAAGAAACUCGAGGAGCUGCGAAUAUAUGUGGGCUGCCACGAUCUGAGUUCGCAUCCCGAAACCGGAGCUAUCGUUAUGGACGCGGAAGUGUUACACGCAUCCGAACUUUGUGUGAAAUGUGGUCCUUGCAUGGGUGAUUCGGGAGCUGGACUCAUGAUUAAGCACAGUGGGAAGUGGAUGUUGCGUGCCAUCAUCUCUCUUGCCCAGCGCUCGGGCAACAGCUGCGAUCUGUUCGGAUACGUCAUCCUACUGUGAUAUUUCCCAGCACUUAAGCUGGAUUGAGAGUAAAACUGUGAGAUAAUUCGAAUAAAGUUCUAUCAGGCCCGAACUUUUUCCCCGUGAUUCUUAGCUGACAGUCGUGAGCCGAUCAUAAGAUUUGAUUAAAAUAUAUGUAUAUAAAUAUAUAAGUAUCUUAGGGUCCUAGUUCAACAAUAUUAUAUAAUGUGUAGAUGGGUUUUCCACAAUUAGAUUUACAAUGCAAAAGCUCGCCAUUUUGAAUUGCGUUGGAGAUUCUGUGAGUCUCAAUGCUUAUUAUAAACAUCGUCUAGCGGUGGCUCGGGAGCGCGGAAUUUCCAGUUUGUUUACCAUAAGACGCUGUUGCGAUUAACGCUCAGAACGUUCGGAACAACUAAGGCGAAUGAAAUGUGCAUUGACCAGCAUUGAGACGACGUGCAACAGGUUCAUUUGUUUGCGAGCAGUCGUCGCAUGUGCAGCGGUUAAAUUGCAUAUUCAUAAUCAAUUAAUUAAAUAUCUUCCCUUUAAUUGAGGCGGAAGUGAUUUCUUUCCUCAACAAACCUCUCCCAUGCAGAUGAUGGUAAUGAAAUGGCUUAUAAGUCUAGCAUCGACGUUGACAAUCAGCUGGACUUGCAAUGCUCAGCUGUUGCCCGAAAACAAUUGUGCUCAGUAUUUUCAAUAUGUCAGCGAUCUGCCCGGCACGUGGCGCGGAGAGAUAAUGCUGCCGCAAUUGUCGAUUGGUCGAAACCGGUUGGAGGUGCGUUUCUCACAACGGGGCGUCACCGAUCAAUCUGUGGUCGGCCAACUGCUGCCCCAUCCCGACGAGGCAACGGUGCGCGACUCCAUUGGCACUCAGCGUGCCGUGAAGUUUCGCCUGCAACUCAUACCGGACGCGAGUGGCACGUUGGCCAAGUUAACGGUCUUUAAACUCAAUGGCAGACAACUGUGUGCGGGCAAUGAAUAUGAGCGACCCAACAGCUUCUUUAACCGCUUCUAUGAGAUACAUAAGAACAGCAUUCCAGCACAAUCCUUCAACACUCUACCUGUAUACAAUGAGCAACCGAACUUGGUUGUGAAUACAUUGUAUUUUACUCAGGACCAGAAACCCGGAGCAGGCUUUGAAGUUUUGCCCGUUCCAACAACAAAACCCAUGCCACCUGUCUACGCACCACCAGCCACCGCAACACUAGACCCUUGGGCUAUAUGUUCAUUCCCAUGUCAGCAGGCAGGCAUGUCUUGGCUCCCACCUCCAACCACUGCAGUUACGCCGGGUGCGGUUCAGUUCACCAAUACCCAAAGAAGUCGCUUCAAUCCCCUACCAGUACCAGUACCAGCGGAACCAGCAGCAGCACCACCACCACCACCACCUACUAUUGCAGCUAUACCGAUACAACCACCCAUCAGAAAAACCACCCUGGCUGUCAUCUGUGGUCGGGAGGGAACUAUAACACCAUUUAUACAAAACGGACAUCAAUUUCCGCGUGGAAAGUAUCCUUGGCUUGCGGCCAUCUAUCACAAGGAGUCGCUGACACUUGCCUUUAAGUGCGGUGGCUCGCUAAUAUCCAGCAGCAUGGUCAUUACAGCCGCACACUGUGUCUAUAAGGUGAGAGAGGAUCGCGUGCUGGUGGGUCUUGGCCGUUACGAUCUCGAGAACUACUACGAGGAGGGCGCCGAACCGCGGGAGGUCACAAAUAUACGCACCCAUCCGGAGUACUCAACUCUUGUAGUGCCAGAUGCGGACAUUGCGCUUCUCACAUUGGAGCGACCCGUCAGUUUCAAUGAUGUCAUUGGUCCUAUAUGUCUCUGGCAAGACACCGACACGGUCAUCACUGCUGAAACAGGCUCCAUUGCCGGCUGGGGUACAGACGAGCGGGGAAACUCCAUGACCCGCUUUCCACGUGUCGUCGAAGCGGCCAUCGCUUCAGAUGUAGAUUGUGUACGCACCUGGAAGUUGCAGUCGAAAACCUCCAAUCGUACGCUCUGUGCGGGCAACCUGGACAACUCGGGACCCUGUCUGGGUGAUUCCGGUGGUGGUCUGAUGGUGAAGCGCAACAAUCGUUGGCUCUUGCGCGGCAUCGUUUCAUUGGGAGAGCGCGGAACACCGGGUCAGUGCAACCUCAAUCAAUAUGUGCUCUACUGUGACCUAUCCAAGCAUAUGGCUUGGAUUAUGCAACAUUUUAUAUAGACAGUAUAUACCUAUUUAAUAAUAAACUCACCCUAAAAUUUAAUCAGCUAUAUUUCCUGUUUUGAAAGCAAAGCAGCAACGCCAUGCUACACACUUAACGCUUUCGCUCCUAAUAAUAAAUCAUGACAAAUUUAAAUAAAAUGCUAAGCAUUGGAGAAAGAAUUGUAUUUAAAGAUAUUCGAGCUUAAGAGCCGGCCUGCUCCCAGAAAAGCCAAAGUAUAAAUACACUUUCAAAACAUUAUUACACAGGUAAUUAAAAUUUAAGAACAAAACUAAAAAUUAUACUUAAUUGAGUC